AUGUGGCUGGAAGGGUUGCAAUUGGAUCAGGAGAUCCUGCUGGAUGCCGGUGCGCAUUUGCAUCGGUUGAAGAUGUUCCCGUACUUUGACAUUGCACACUACGUUCUUGUAAUAUGCGAGGUACGUGACGAUCUCGCGUCAUCUGCCGGUCUGUUCUCCCGUAAACAUCCACUCUCGUGUUGGUUAUCGUCUAUGCUAAUGUGUUUUGCUGACUCUUUCCUGGCAAAUUUUCUUCUCGGAGAACCUGUUAUUGCGCCAUUCAAGCGACAUGAUGAUAUUCUUUUGACGACUAUCGUAUGGUAUUUAAUUUUCUAUGCCCCAUUCGAUGCAGUUUACAAGUUAUCAAAAAUGUUGCCCGUGAAAUGCGUACUAGCAGUAAUGAAAGAGGUGAAACGAGCCUACAAGGUUACUCAUGGAGUUUCGCACGCCGCUAAGCUUUAUCCGAGCUCUCACAUCGUCCAGGUUCUUGUAGGUACAGCAAAAGGUGCUGGUUCUGGAAUUAUGAAAACUAUUGAACAGCUGGUUCGUGGAGUUUGGUUACCCAAUCAUAAUGAAGCGCUUCGUCCGUCCUUUGCGACGAAGGCCUGUCUUCUCGCUUCACUCGUGUUCUGCUUGGAAAAGAACAGCAUUUACAUAACCGCACCACAUGAUCUUGUGUAUUUGUGUGUAGUCGGCUUCUUCGUGUACUUCAAACUUUCGGCGUUACUUCUCAAUGUUACUGACCCAUUCGCACCGAUUGAGAACUUGUUUUGUGCAGUUUUUAUGGGAGGUAUUUGCGACGCACUGUCAAGGGCUCUGGCUGCGGCCCGUGAAAGACGUGCCGCGGGACACGCUUCUGAGAACGGGACGAUUUCGAGUGGCGAGAAGAAAGACCAAUAA
Messenger RNA from Angiostrongylus costaricensis, 879 nucleotides. The record is from the annotation of a GenBank genome assembly. Lineage: Eukaryota; Metazoa; Nematoda; Chromadorea; Rhabditida; Metastrongylidae.